Molecule: messenger RNA, 4245 nt
Organism: Effrenium voratum
Lineage: Eukaryota; Dinophyceae; Suessiales; Symbiodiniaceae
Source: the annotation of a GenBank genome assembly
AGCCUGCUGGCUUCAACCACAGUUUCACCCAUGGCUCGCGCGCGUCGCUGAAGGCCAUGUGGCCUCAGCGAUGAGACCUGAGAAGUCCAGCCGUGGCAAGAACGGAGUCCGGAGCCGGGACAAGCCCGAAGGGGACAGCUCCAGGACAGAUGAGACGGCCAGUUCCGGCACCGGCUCUCGCUCUCGGCAUGAUUGGCAGGAUUGGCCCAAGAGAUCAGAGACGGAGUAUCCCAAAAUGGAGAAAGUGAAUGCCAAGCCACCGCCGCCACCGCCACGAGAGGAUUGGCAACCAACCAUGGACUGGCCACCGCUUUCCAGGAAAGCUGGCCCACGGGAGGUGAGGGAGGUGAAGGAGGAUGCGAGCCAGUCUGAAGAUCGGAUGCCCGUGGAGUUCAGCGGUUGCGUUGAGCCCGAGCCGCCCGAGCCGCCCGAGCCGCCAGAGCCGCAGCCAAGGGAGGCCAGCUCCGUUGCCAAGAAGAAGCGCAAGGUGGGCAAGACUUAUCUCACGGGCGAUGAGAUCUUGAGGCAGCUGCUACAAUUCGUCCGGAGCAUGCCCUUCGAUUCCUGGGGGGCCUAUGUGUACUGUUUCGAGCACAAGUCCGAGUUGUUGAAGGUGACGCAAAACUCCAAUUCAAGGUUCGAAGUCAAGCUCACCAUACCUGCAGUAUUUCUGUAUCUCUUCAAGCUGGAGCAGGAAAAAGAAAGGUGGUUGGAGAGCUCUUCCAACAAAGACGAGGCCAAAGCAGUCCUGGCGCACAAGCUGGUGGACCUGCUGCUUCAGCAGGGCGUCAUCAGCGACCGAGUGGCCGAAGGUGGGACCUUGAACCUUCCGAAGCAGCCGACCAUGCCGCCCAAAGUGUGGAAGUCGAGCUUUCCGACCUCCGGCCACGGCGGCAAGCUGAAGGCAACACGUGACCAGCGGCUGCGACUACGAGCCAGCCAGGAGGAUGGGGAGGAUGGGGUGAAAUUGUUCAUCCUGGAGGAGACAUGGGGUCUGGCGACUACUUUGCCAGCAGAGCACUCGUAUCAGCUCACUCUGGACGACACCGAGUUUCGCUUGGAGGUUACGAGUGCAGAAUGGACCAACGAGCAUGUGGAUGUCGUCCUGAAGUUCAAUUUGGAAGUUUUGGGAUCAGGUGACUUUGAAGUUCUUCUGGUCAAGGUCAAAGAUGGCAAGAUCGACCUGGACGCCAUGAAGGUUCGGAAAGCAGACGACCGGCCACCACCGCAAGUGAGAGACUUGAUGCACAAGAUGGACCGGCUGAGCUGGUGGGAGUUGGUCAGAAAAAAGGCGCCCGUGGUUCCCGCUGCCUGCCCUCUGAAAUUGCACAAGAUCUUUGAUGAGCCGCAGGCGCACGAAAAGCAGGAGUUUCAGGAGGACGUGUACUGCAUGGCCAAGCUCGGGAAGGAUUGCCUGCGGCUGAUGGCAGCUGUUACGGAAUACGACAGGUUGUCUAAAGCGAAAGAUUCGAAAGCACGGGAUGCACUGCUGAAGAAGGUAGAGGAUUACCUGGACCCGGAGAGGAUUGCCGAUCUCAUGGCCCGUUCCCCACUGAUCCAGCUCGGCACAAAGUCGAAGGUUAGCCAACAGGACGCCGCGGAAAUGUUCUUCGCGCUGUUGGGGGCACACAAGCUGGAGAGCGAUAUGUUCACCUUGAUACGGCUGUGGGAGUGGUUUGUGGCAGAUGAGCACAACAAGUGCGAGCGCUCCCUUGACCCUGCAAAGAAGUACACCGCUGGCUGUCCGCGGUACCUGGGGCGCACUCCCAGCUACAUGGAAUUUGGCGAGGUGGAUCCAAAGGACGGGUCCGCCCUCCAUCUCAAGGUUCGAUUUGAAGAUUGUGAUGAUGCCUUCUACAGAUGGAACGGCCCGAAUGCGGAGGAGUUGCGGCCGGGCCUCUACGACGGCAAGAGGGAGUGGAGGCCCUGCCCGUGGGAUCCGAUACUGGGCACCUUUUGCAGUCCGUCCAUGAAACUUUCAAAUGGCGAUCCUCGACCCUUACCCAACAAGGUGAGUGCCUGGCUGAGGGGAAGAUCAAUGAAGAAGCUGGUGAGUAUCAAGCAUUCCAUGGAAAGCACCCCGCCAUACUUCUACCUGCGCGAGGAAGAGCAUGAAACCGACAAGGUUGAGCAACUGAUCGUGGUGUACCGAAAGAUCGGAGAAGUCUGCUACAGGCGAUCCGCACAUGGUGGUCUUGGGGAGGAGAUCUACGAGGGCCAGGUGUACCCGCUGAGCUUUUCCGAGAACAAGAAGACACUUGUCUCGCAGGCGAUGCCUGGCUGGGCCCUUCCGCGCAAGGUGGUGACUUGGCUCUUGGAGAAGCGAAGUCUGCCAGACCUCAUCCCUGGCCGGAAGAAAUCCGCCAGUGAUCAAAUUUCAACCCAAGAGAAGAAGGCAGGCUUCAUGACUUCGCGCAAUGAGAAGGUUUGGGUCGAGGCCAAAGCUUUGACCUCUGGACGGGGGCACAUCUUCCAAGUCGAGGAGGGGGGGAUGUGGAAGGCGCUAUCCUAUUCCGAAGAGAAGAAGGAAUGGGUCUUCAACGUGAGGAAAGCGCAAGAAGAAGAAAUCGUGCCCUGUGAGGCGAUUGCGUACAUCUAUGAGAAAAUCGAUGAUUCUGCGAAGCUGAAUACACCGACUGUUAGGAGAUACUUCCCGGAAGCUUCAGGUACAGCAGUGGCUGAGAUCGAGCAGCAGACGGACCACCGCUUCUAUGAGUUGUCACUUUUGGCCGAGGCUUUGACGCACUGCUCUGCGGGUUCAUCGAUUGUGAAGCCCAACGAUCAUUUGGCUUUUGUGGGCGAAGCCGCGUUGAAGUGCUUCGUGUCCGAGAAGGCCAUUGCCGAGGUGGCCUUCAACGCACAUUUGGUGGUCAAGGAGGGCAGCGUCAGUGGCAAAACCUUCUGCGCGCCGGCUAGCUUCACCCUCCCAAAGAAGGAGCUCAAGUCGCCGGAGUCGGAGUCAAAGUCGCCGAAGUCAGACAAAGGUGACUCAUCUCCACCACUGAGUCUGAAGGAGACGCUGAAACGUCGCCGUUUGGCGUGCUGCAACCAUGUCAGUUACGCUUCCAGCUGCGUCAAAAACGAGCUACACAAGAACAUCAACCACACUUCGGAGCAGCUGAAGGAGAGCAUCUCCAUUUUUGCCAAGAAGCAAGCGAAAGGCAAAGUGGCUGCGCUUGUGAAGCUGGGCGCGCCCAAGGUUCUUGGUGAUACACAGUUGGCGACGAUUGGAUCGAUCACCAUGGACUCUGAUAACUUGGAGGCGGAGAGCCUCAUGGCGAAGCAUUACAAAGAAAGCAACGACACUUUCUACAAGGAGCUGUUGCAAGACGCGGAAAUUCCACACUUCAGCAAGUUCAGUUUUGAGGACGGGAAGUCGAUGCAAGACACUCUCAAGGCGCUCGACCAUGACAUGGUGAAGGAUCAGAUCUCCUUGGCGCCGUGGUUGCUGAGUGCUGAUCCGGAAGUAGAUCGGAACGAAAUCAACAAAUUGAAAUACUGCACUGACCUUAUGCUUUUGGAAGUGGAGAAUCCCAAGGGUGAGAAUGAACUAAUCGCCUGCUCGUCUCCCCGGGCCAUGCUUCUGAACGUUGCGCUUCAGCGCCGUCAGGAGGGAGGUUCUUCGGAUGAGGAUGCCGGAGAGCAAAAUGAAGGGAGUGGCGAUCAGGACGCAGGACAGAGCGAGUCUGAUCGCAGACCAACUGAGCACGAGGGAGCGAUAUACUGCAAGCCUUGCAAGAUGUGGCUGAAUGGGCCCACCCAGUGGGCUGACCACGAGAUUGGCAAGAAACAUCGUAAAGCUGUGCGGCGCCAGCAGGCUGCAAAGCAUGCUGGCUGCGAGGAAGAAGACGAGCAGCCCCGCCCCAUUCCGGCAGAGUUCGGAAAGGGACCGCGAAAGGAUGAGAGGAGUGAGGACGUGCAGAUGUCUAUAGUCAAAAACGAGGCUUGCACCAUGUUUUCAGCUGUGGACCCACGGCUAGGCUGAGCAAGGCGAAGGUGCGGCCGUGCGGCUUGUGACGGGCUAGACGGCUAGACUUCGACUCUUGCUUGACCAGGAAACAGGAUGCCGUGCGCCUGCCAGUUUUUGCAGCAUGGCAAGCUUGACAUUCGACAAGAUGCCAGGCAACACGCGGAAUAUUCAGGCUACUUUUUCCCCGUACUUCAAUGAGCCAAUGCAGUAAUCGGUAGGACAAUUCAUUGCACGCAUCGGGGUGCAUUUUUGUUGGAUGCCGCUUCCUGAGAACA